CUCGGACUAAAUACUCCGCACAGUGCUUUGGCCUUCUGCCACACCGUUUUUGUGGAACAAUAGACGAUGUGGUAUCAACGCUGCCCUGACCACAAUAUUUAUUGCCCUGCAUGUCUGAAGUCUCUAUUUUGCAACCUUCAUUAUUCCACACCAGUGCAACGUUGACUUCUCGUCGCUCGCAAGCUUCACGAAACAUCUAACACCAUCAGAAUAAGAAUGCGAUACCCAACCCCCUCAUCAACCAAGCCAUCUGAAAGUUCACGGGCCACGAAACAUCCUUCUCGGUCCCCGAAAGAAAAUGCAGCGCCCUCCAAAGGUGUUCAUGCACGCAAGCACGAUCUCAAAGCUCUCAAGACUCGACGCGCUUCGCAUUAUGAUCCUAAACCGCCACGUAUCACAGUCCAUGGGUUACCUGGUUAUACUGGCGGCAUCUUGCCACCCGAUGCAGUAGACCCUCGCCCUCCCGCACUUCCCUUGGACGGUUUCGAAUGUAUUCGCACAUUAGGCGACGGCGCUUAUGGUCUCGUCCUACUCGUGCGAGCGUGCGAUCGUCCAAACGUAACGAAACUGGAACGCCCAGGAUCACUAUUCGCCGUGAAAGUGCUCUCCAAAGAAAAGAUGAAAAUGAUCGAUCAAAAACACCCUGCGGAUGCUAAUGCCGAGAGGACGCACCUGUCUGAAUUGCCCUGGAGUCCCUGGGUGAACGGUGUCGUAGGCGCCUUCAGAGACGAAUUGAACCUUUACCUCAUGCUGGAAUUUAUACCGAGCGGGUGUUUCUACGACGUGAUCCAGACGCGUGGCCCUUUCGACGCUGCCACCGCCCGGUUCUACUUCGCCAACAUCACAGCUGGGCUUUAUUUCCUUCAUGGAGAAGGAAUUAUUCAUCGGGAUCUCAAACCAGCAAACAUCCUCGUUAGACCCGAUGGGUAUUUGACCAUCGCAGAUUUUGGAUACGCCCGUUCAGCUGAUGAUGAAGGACAAAUCACGGACUGGAUGAUGAUCGGGACGCCACUUUACAUGUCCCCUGAGGUCUUAUGUUACCAACAUAUGACAGGACGAAGCGUCGACUGGUGGGCGGCAGGUGUCACGUUGUACGAAAUGCUGACGAAGAGAACGCCAUUCUUCGGCACGAGCGAAAAUAAAAUAUUCAAGAGGAUCUCCUUGGGGAAGUACAAGUGGCCCAAGGGCCUCCGCGUGGGCGCAUCUCUCAAGUCCAUCGUCAAAGGACUCUUGAACACGACGGCCGAGCAUCGUCUGGGUGUGAUUGAUUCCGUUCUCGAGCACCCAUGGCUCAACAACAUCGAUUGGGAUAAAAUGGAGGCCGGGCGCUACAUGGCCCCUUGGGUUCCUGAGGUGCCUGCACCUACUCAGACAUGGUUAAAUAAAGGCCUUCCGCCGCCGCAUUACCUCCCUGGUCUCAAGGUUUGCGCACCGGCUGUGCACCGUGAGUGGGAUGAUCGUCAACCCAGGAAAAAAUUGCCCAUCUAGUUGACUCCAACUGCCAUGACUUUUCUAUUAUUACUUAUUGCACACCAAUGACUCGCCUGUACCGCUUCCACUACUGUACUGAUCCAGAAACUUCACAAAUAAAACUUAUUUUUCACUUCA
This is a messenger RNA of Suillus clintonianus, 1608 nucleotides long. RefSeq names its product kinase-like domain-containing protein. Bases 217 to 1488 code for a protein of 423 amino acids. The transcript has 6 exons. Lineage: Eukaryota; Fungi; Basidiomycota; Agaricomycetes; Boletales; Suillaceae. Gene Ontology annotation, molecular function: ATP binding; protein serine/threonine kinase activity. The record is from RefSeq and is a predicted model, not a curated record. Gene Ontology annotation, biological process: intracellular signal transduction; peptidyl-serine phosphorylation.